Fundulus heteroclitus (mummichog) is the source of this 1109-nucleotide messenger RNA. Its product is annotated as angiopoietin-related protein 4. The record is from RefSeq and is a predicted model, not a curated record. NCBI's taxonomy places the organism in Eukaryota, Metazoa, Chordata, Actinopteri, Cyprinodontiformes, Fundulidae. Gene Ontology annotation, biological process: triglyceride homeostasis; regulation of lipid metabolic process. The transcript has 4 exons. The coding region runs from base 225 to 1034 and encodes 269 amino acids.
AUCCAGAUGAUUCAUUGCAUCAUAGCCGAGCUCCUCACUACGAAGGGCUUUCCCCGCCUCUGUUCCCCCCUCCUUCUCUUCCUCCGUCUUCAAACAGCCAAUCAAAGCGAACCCUCUGCUGCAGCACAGAGCUAUAAAAACCUCACAAUGCCGUUCAGCAGCACGUAGCUGAAGAGACUCGAGACGAAGCGCUGGUUUUAAAAACCACCCAAAGACAAACAAAGAUGAAGAUGCCACAAGCCAUCCUCCUCCUCCUGACCAUCCUGGUCCACGCCGGGGCCGGGUUCCCCACGGACGGGGCCCGCCGGGAGAAGCACGCCUCCUGGGACGACGUGAACGUGGUGGCCCACGGCCUCCUGCAGCUCGGCCAGGGACUGAAGGAGCACGUGGACAAGACCAAGGUUCAGAUGAGAGACAUCAGCAGCAAGCUGAAGGCCUUCAACGGCACGGUGGCCGAGCUGGAGCGCAGGCAGGAGGAGCAGGGGGAGGCUUUGAUUACCCAGAGCAAGGAGGCGCACGGGAGGUACAGGCUGCUCGCCGAACUGGGAGAGGAGGUGAAGGUGGAGGUGGGGGAGGUGAGGAGACGGACGGAGGAUAUAACAUCCAGGAUGGACAGGCUGGAGGAGGUGCUGUCGGAGCCGGACAGCAACGACAGCGAUCACGAGAGAGUCUCGUUCAUCCAGAGACUGAUGGUCGCUCAGAACCGACGCAUCGAUCAGCUGGUGGAGAAAAUCGGACAGCAGCAGGACAAGCUGGAGAAACAGAGUCUCCACCUGCAAGCCCUGCAGAACAAGGUUGCUCAUAAGAGAGUGAAAUCGCACAGACGAAGAGACGAAGAGAUGGCACUGAAAGGCGAGGCCGAGCACAACCGAGCUGAAGCAGGGUUGACUAGAGACCUCGAUGACAAGUAUCCUCGAAGCCACCGGAGACAACCGCCCAGAAGAGAGAGCACGUUUGGGACGAUCAAACAGGGACACGGCGGCCCUCUCAGCACCACUCUGCUAAAAAACGCUCCAGUUUCGACGACUCAAUAAGAAACUGUGCAGCACCGACACUAAAGCCACUUCAACCCAGAGAACUGGGUCUUUAACUACUGAUAGACUGCAAAA